This is a messenger RNA of Brassica oleracea var. oleracea, 510 nucleotides long. Its product is annotated as transcription initiation factor TFIID subunit 9. Gene Ontology annotation, molecular function: RNA polymerase II general transcription initiation factor activity; transcription coactivator activity; protein heterodimerization activity. Gene Ontology annotation, biological process: DNA-templated transcription initiation; RNA polymerase II preinitiation complex assembly. NCBI's taxonomy places the organism in Eukaryota, Viridiplantae, Streptophyta, Magnoliopsida, Brassicales, Brassicaceae. The record is from RefSeq and is a predicted model, not a curated record. Gene Ontology annotation, cellular component: SAGA complex; transcription factor TFIID complex.
AUGAAGACUUCACCAAACUUAUCAGGUGAUUGCGGAUUGAAACAAAUGUCGAUGGGUGUGGGGGACUAGGAGCCACGUGUGCUGAACCAGUUUCUUGAGUUAUGGUACCGUUAUGUGGUCCAAGUGUUAACCGAUUCUCAGGUUUAUUCAGAGCAUGUCAGCAAAUCCACCAUCGACUGUGACGAUGUUAAGCUCGCUAUUCAAUCCAAAGUUAGUUUCCGCUUCUCACAGCCUCCUCCAAGAGAGAUACUGUUAGAGCUUACUGCGGGCAGAAACAAGAUUCCUUUGCCAAAAUCUAUUGCAGGACCCAGUGUUCCACUCCCGCCUGAACAGGACACAUUGCUUAGUCCAAACUACCAGCUAAUUAUACUUUCGAAGAAGCCAGCUUCAACAGAACCUGAAGAAACAGAAGACAAUGAAGAUAUGACAAAUCCUGCACAACAAACAUCAGAGCUUCGAAGCGAAACUCCUCAAAGGAUCUCUUUCCCUCUCUCUAGACGACCCAAAUAA